Molecule: messenger RNA, 783 nt
Organism: Apiotrichum porosum
Lineage: Eukaryota; Fungi; Basidiomycota; Tremellomycetes; Trichosporonales; Trichosporonaceae
Exons: 2
Coding region: 1-783 (260 amino acids)
Biological process (GO): regulation of transcription by RNA polymerase II
Cellular component (GO): nucleus
Molecular function (GO): DNA-binding transcription activator activity, RNA polymerase II-specific; RNA polymerase II transcription regulatory region sequence-specific DNA binding
Source: RefSeq, a predicted model, not a curated record
AUGUACAGCGACCUGCCCGCCCACCUGCAGACGCUCAACGCGCUGCCCUCGUCGAGCUCGCCUCCCUCCUCCUCGGCCAUCAACGCUGAGCAGGAGGAGCAGUUCUGGUCGUUCCUGAACACCGACGAGCUCUUCUCCAACUUUGGCCUUGCCCCUCAGGCUUUCGAGUCCAAGCAGGCCCAGACUGAGCGCAAGCCCGUCGAGACCCCCGAGGCUGCUCCUGCUGUCGUCGAGGAGACCGUCGAGGCCAAGCCCGCUAGCGGCACCGCUACCACCCUCGAGUCCUUCCUCGCUACCUUUGCCGGCGAGACUGCCAUCCCCUCGUCGUACCUCUCGGCCCUUGCUUCCCCUCUCGCGUCGACCUCGGCCGUCCGUCCCACCGACGUCCUCCCCUCUGCCCCCGUGUCGACUCCCGCCGACACCCCCGCCGACGACGACGACUCUCCCCGAGUGACCGGUGCGAAGCGUCUCAAGAUGAUCGGCGCUCCCCCCGCUGAGAUUGAGGAGGACAAGAGGAGGCGCAACACCGAGGCCUCGGCCCGUUUCCGCGCAAAGAAGAAGGAGCGCGAGCAGGCUCUUGAGAACCGUGCCAAGGAGCUCGAGGCCCAGGUCGCCACCCUCGCCGCUGAGAAGGCCUCGCUGGAGAAGGAGAACAACCUCCUCAAGUUUGUCAUUGUCAACGGCCAGGGCAACGGCAACGCCAACCCCGCCGCCGCUACCACCACCGACGGCCUGCAAGCUGCCAUCGCUGCCCUCGGCAAGAGGAAACAGCGUGACGAGUAA